UCGGGAAGGGAAAAUUUUCGUUCAUCGUGGAAAGAAAGAUGUCCAUGCGAAGUAGUGGUCAACAAGGACAAUGGCAGCUGUUGUGAAGCACGAACCGAUCGAUAUAGGUGAUUCGUCUACGACGUCCGAACUGCUCAUAAUGGAGGGUGUCUCCGACGUAAUGCGGGAACAGCAGCACCAGCAGGAUUUGUCGAGUCACCAUGAGCAGGAACAACGGAACCAGCAGGUGGAAGAUGACGGUAAACUGCAGAUGAUGCAAACGGAUGAUGAUCCGCUGCUGCAAGAGACGAUAAAUGCGCUGAUGAGUGGUUCCGGAGGAAUAGAAGCCGUCCCCGAUGUCGGGGUGAGCGAUGAGAACGAUAACGAACGGAACUACGAGUGUAAUUUCUGCGGCAAAUUGUUUACAAGAUCCAAUACAUUGUCUUAUCACUUGAAAGUUCACAACGACGAAAAGCCCUACAAAUGUGGAAGUUGUGAUAAGGCAUUUCGGGAGCAGUACCGCCUGACUAAGCAUCAGAGAACGCAUUCGAGAGACCUUGCAGGAGGCAUUCAACAGCAGGAUCAGGAAGCGGAGCAAUCGCAAGAUUCGAGUUUCCCGUCGACUUCCGGCAGGACCGCGGAAGACGAAGACUACACAACUGGGGACAGUGAGCGAUUUUUUCGAAACUAUGAACUCCAAGAUGAUACGGCAGUUAUGAAACUGGAACCGGACAUAUCCCUUACAGUAGAUGGUGCAUCCACUAACCAAGCGACGUCUUCGUCCAACUCGGACAACGACGUGCGGUAUCAGAUUAUCGAGGAACGCAUCAAAUCGCUUCAACGGGAAGUCCACCUGGUCAAUCAGAACCUUAACCGAGUUGAGACGAAAUUGGACGGCCUCACGAAAAUUAUUGCCAUCUUCAUUAACAAAUUCGAAGAAGUAGACCCCCAGGCGAAUGUUGCAAGCAAUUCAAGCGCUAUGAUUCCGAUGCCAUUAAUAUCGGUUCCGAUCGAAAACCUUCAGAACCUCCAGCCGCAACCGACGGUGGUCAGUGUUUCUCAGCCACCAACGCCGAUACCGUCGCAGUCCAUCCAGAUGAUCACCACCCAUCACCAAGCAGCGCCGAUGGCAACGACGGCCACCGUUCAAACGAGCCCAUCAAUUCAGCAGCAGCAACAACUUGUACAGCACUUGGAUAAUGCGAGUUUCAUUGGAGGUUUGGGCGCGGCGGUUGCAGCAGCGGCCACUAAUCUCGGCACAGCCGUGGCUCAACAAACUACUACUAUUUACAGCAGUAAUAACGAUACAUUCCCCGAAGUACCGGAGCUGCCGAUCCGGACUGUCAGCGAUUUUCUGGACUUGAACGAUCACUGUACAGACAACGAGCAGUUCCUGCUACAGAUGAUGAUUCGACUGCACCAGGAAGUGGACAGCUCGCAACCCCGCCAACGAAACAUCAAGAAAAUGAUGGAAGCCCUCGUAACCUACGAAGUGCUGUGCCAGUUCAGUUGGAGCGGAAAAUCGGCCAUCAACGGGCAAUACACCAAGUACGUGUUCGGAAACAGCGUCGGCAUUAUCGAUCUGUUGACGAAAACCUUGAACCUCGGCAAGAGCGCCGAAGAUGCCGAAGCCAACCGGAAACCGAUCUUCACCGCCAUCCAGAGCUUCAUCAAGCACUCGCGGCAGAAUAUGCUCCGCGAUAGUCGAAAGCGACGGGAUUCCAACAAUUCCGGCUACUCACCCGCCGGGGUAGGCGGAGCCGUGCACUGCGGCGUCGAUCGACUGUUGAAGCAGCAUCCAAUUCCGCAGCACCACCAGAUCAAACACGAACAGCAGGACAUUGUCAAUCAGUACUACGAUUAAUUUUGCUUUUAUUAAUCACCAACGAACGGGGAGAGAUAUGCUUAUUACAUCGUGUAACACCGGUUAUAUAGAUUAUUACUUAUUUUGAGACGAAUUUGUGUCGAGAA
Molecule: messenger RNA, 1950 nt
Organism: Ochlerotatus camptorhynchus
Lineage: Eukaryota; Metazoa; Arthropoda; Insecta; Diptera; Culicidae
Product: zinc finger protein 40-like
Exons: 3
Coding region: 71-1843 (590 amino acids)
Biological process (GO): regulation of transcription by RNA polymerase II
Cellular component (GO): nucleus
Molecular function (GO): DNA-binding transcription factor activity, RNA polymerase II-specific
Source: RefSeq, a predicted model, not a curated record